Messenger RNA from Fonsecaea erecta, 2991 nucleotides. RefSeq lists its product as hypothetical. Lineage: Eukaryota; Fungi; Ascomycota; Eurotiomycetes; Chaetothyriales; Herpotrichiellaceae. Gene Ontology annotation, molecular function: copper ion binding; oxidoreductase activity. The record is from RefSeq and is a predicted model, not a curated record. The transcript is spliced from 3 exons. The coding region runs from base 1 to 2991 and encodes 996 amino acids.
AUGCGGUCGCUUCUAUACGCAGCGGCAUUCUUGCCGCUGCAGACGCUCGCCUGGUUUGGCAAAGGCUCAGAUAUCGACGAAAUCGUGGUGGUGACCACGACGAGAACCAUCACCGUUUGUCCCAUUACCGAAGCAUGGACUUGCGGGCCCGAUUAUCCGACAGCGCCGUGGCAGGACUGGACCGGCACAGUCACCAGCACAGGGUCGGUGGUCUCGCCUACAAGCAAGGGAGAUGGUGGUCACGGCGGACAUGAUCAUUCUGGAACCCCCAGCUCGUCUUCCUCCGUCUCUGACCAUCAUGGCGGCGGUGGACAUUCGUCGGGCUAUGGAACUUGGACCUCUUCAUCGUCGUCCAGCACCAGCGCCGGUCCUUCCGGAACCCCAAGCUCCUCAAGCCCGGCUGGAAGCCCAACCUCAUCUAGCCCUGCUGGUAGCCCAACCUCAUCUAGCCCUGCUGGUAGCCCAACUUCGUCAGGUCCAUACGUAGGACCUAGCUCAUCGACCUCAUACGGCGGACCCUCUGGCCCGUAUGGAAGCCCUAGCUCCUCAAGUCCUGCCGGUAGCCCGACAUCGACGAGCACCUACGGAGGCCCAACGAGCUCGGCCGAUCCUCCAGCUGACCCUUCGUCGAGCAGCUCUACGACCUCAAGCACGAGCGGUCUCCCAGUUGAUGCUACAUCGACGUCCAGCUCCGCUAGUUCGACUUCGAGCGAUUCUCCGGCCGACCCCCCGUCGUCCAGCAGCUCUGUGACCUCGACCUCAACCUCUAGCGAUCCAGCCGCAACGUCGUCUACCAGCUCUGUAACCCCGACCUCUAGCGAUCCAGCCGCAACGUCGUCUAGCACCACCACCUCUGCCGCAGACCCUCCAGCAGGAACAUCGAGCACAACUUCGGGCACAACGUCGUCUGACCCAACAAGCAGCACUGUCUCGCCUGCCGGUUCCUCAACCACCUCAUCCAGCGCGCCCGGUACCACCAGCUCCUCAAGCAGUGAUCCUCCGGCGAGUACAUCCUCCUCUACCAGCAGCGUGGAUCCUCCAACCACCACUUCAACUUUCAGCAGAUCAUUCUUCCCCACCACGAGCUCAGUUGAUCCAGUCACGACUUCAAGCCUCACCAGUACCAGCAGUCGCAGCGCCACUACCACCUCGUCUUCUACCUGCGCACCGUCUCAGACGUUGUCUGCUCUGCCUGAGCAAACCGCCUGCCCGGACAACACCGCUUCGGACCGUAGCCAAUGGUGCGGCAAAUCUGUUGGUGACGACACUUUGGUACCGUACACUACCAACCAAGUCAAGCAGUUCACCCUCACGAUCACGGACGCCGACAUCGAUUUCGACGGCACUGUUCGACCGGCUUUUGCAAUCAACGGUGGAACUCCUGGUCCCGCCAUCGAGGUCAACUGGGGUGACACUGUCGAGGUUACUGUCAUCAAUAACCUGGUUGACAACGCCACCACGAUCCAUUGGCACGGCAUCCGCCAGUUCGGCACCAAUGACCAAGAUGGUGUUCCCGGUGUUACGGAGUGCGCUAUCCCACCUAACGGUGGCUCACGUACCUACACCUGGAUCGCUUCGACCUACGGAACCGGCUGGUACCACUCGCACGCCCUGUCGCAAUAUGGCGGUGGUAUCCGAGGACCUGUCAUCAUUCACGGACCUGCGACGGCUGAGUAUGACUACGACAUGGGCCAUGUCAUGAUUGACGAGGUCUUCAGCCAAACCAUCUUCCAGAUGGCCUGGAACAUUGCCCGUCUUCGAGGCCCGCUUCCUGCUGCCGUCAACUACAUGGUCAACGGAAAGAACUUGUCUCCAGAUGGAAGCUCUGGAAAGGCAACCCAGUGGACAGUCGAGCCGGGCAAGAAGCAUCUGUUCCGCAUCAUCAACAGCUCUGCUCAAUCUUCCUAUAUCGUGCACUUCGACUACCACACGAUGACGGUCAUCAGCUCCGACUACACCCCGAUCGUGCCAUACACAACCACCAGCCUGUACGUCAACCCCGGUCAACGGUACAACGUCAUCGUCGAGAUGAACCAGACCCCUGGCGCAUACUUCAUGCGCGCCAUCACUCAAACUGGCUGCGGUGAACAGAACGUCAACACUGGUCUCGGCAUUGCCAACCCUGUCUUCACGUACCGCGGAUCAUGCGGCACCCCGACGUCCGAGACUCUCACCAUCGCCCCGGCCUCUGACUGCCGCGACGAGCCUUUGGCCAGCCUUGUUCCCUUCGUCAGCAAGGAUGGUGGCAGCGUUGACGACUUCACCGACACUGCCAAGCUUCUGCCUGGUGGCAACGGUGGCUCUCAAGUUUUCGACGGUUACGGCCCGAUCAUCAGAUGGUACUUCGGUGGUCUCCUCGACCUUAACGGCAACUCGGCUUCCGUUCUGGGCAACCAGACCAUCGGCGUGGACUUUGAGAACCCGACGCUCAAGACCAUGGCGGAGCUCCCGACCCUCGGCUUCAACAGCUCCAAGUACUCGAACGCGGUGGUACUGGACGGCCCGGCAGGCGACUGGGUAUACUUUGUGAUCCAGAACAACUUCCAGACGUCGCACCCGAUCCACUUGCACGGCCACGACUUCUCGGUGCUUGGCCAGGGCAAGGGUGUCUUCUCGGCCGACCAGGUGUCGUCACUCAACUUCGCUAACCCGUGCCGUCGUGACACGGCGCUGCUCUAUGGCUUCGCCGGCCCCGGUGGUGUGGCCCAGAGCGGCUGGACUGUCAUCGGCUUCCAGACCGACAACCCAGGCGCCUGGAUCAUGCAUUGUCAUAUCAUCUGGCACGCCGACGGCGGUAUGGGUCUGCAGUACAUCGAGCAGCCUGACGCCAUUGACGCCGAAUCCUACUGGUCCAGCCAGGGCUUCCAGGAUGAGUGCAGCUCCUACUCGAACUACCAGACCGGCAACGUCGAGGGCAAGCUUAGCUACGAGGCCGGCAUCAAGCGUGAUCUCCAACGGCACCGACACGCCCUCAAGAACAAGCACCACUGA